GCAAAUGAAACUAUAGAGCGAGAUCCCCAACAUAGUGUUUUUCCAGGUUUAAAUUUCGGAAAUAGCAAACAAUAUACAAUUUUUAAUGUAUAAGUUACAUGUUACUACAUAAAUAAUCUUCUAAAUUUUGUAACUUUUGAUCUGGAACCUUUUAUUCACCCAAAAAGUCCCGAAUCUCUUUAUCAUUUAACCCAACUUUCAACGAGAAUUUCCAGAUUCAGACGCAGUUUCAAGCAUGCAACCGCUAAAGAACAUAUUUUGAAGAUUCCAUCGAGGGUUGGAAGGUUGACCUGAAGUUGAAGGGCCUUGUUAAAAGAUCAUCAGUGUUCAGAGUGGAGUUCCUGGCUAUCUGAUAUUUUCUCAUAAAGAUGGAGCAAAAUUCCCAUAUGGGUACCUAUAAUUUGCUGGAAUCUAAGCAAGAAGAUGACACCUACACCGAAGAUGGGACUGUAGAUUACCUUAAAAAUCCAGCUAAUAAGAAAAAAACCGGAACUUGGAAGGCAUGUGGCUUCAUCUUAGGCAAUGAAUGUUGUGAAAGAUUGGCAUAUUAUGGAAUGAGCUCUAAUUUGGUCCGAUAUUUUAAGUAUCAUUUGAAUGAGCAUAGCGCAACCGCUUCAAGAAAUCUUUCAACUUGGACCGGAACUUGCUAUCUCACCCCAUUAAUCGGAGCCUUCGUGGCCGAUACUUAUAUCGGACGAUAUUGGACCAUCGCCACCUUCUCCAUCAUUUAUGCAAUCGGAAUGGGAAUGUUAACACUAUCGGCAUCCGUCCCGGGGCUAAAACCAACAUGUUACGAAAAAGAUGUUUGCACCGCAACAAAAGCUCAAAUCGCAUUAUGUUUCACGUCUCUUUACCUCGUGGCUCUAGGAACCGGGGGAAUUAAACCCUGUGUCUCGUCUUACGGUGCGGAUCAGUUCGAUGAUCAUGAUGAGGUCGAGGAAAAACAAAAGAGUUCUUUUUUUAAUUGGUUUUAUUUUGUCAUAAACAUCGGUGCACUCGUGGCUCAUUCAGUUCUCGUUUGGAUUCAAGAUAAUUUACCAGGUGGUAGCCCGCUCACUCGGUUGUGCCAGGUGGCAGUUGCUUCUCUUAGAAAGAGAAAGAUCGAAGUGCCAUUAGAUAGUUCACUUUUAUACGAGUCUUCAGAAGAAGCCGGUUUUUCUAAUUCAGGAAGCCGAAAGAUUGAUCAUACGUUUGAUUUGGUUUUUUUCGAUAAGGCAGCUGUGGUUACACCAAACGGGUCGAUAAACCCAUGGAACCUUUGCUCUGUGACCCAAGUUGAGGAACUAAAAGCCGUGAUACGUUUACUUCCAAUAUGGGCCACUGGUAUCAUUUUCUCCACAGUUUACGCCCAAAUGAGUAACCUAUUUGUGUUACAGGGCUCCACUCUCGACCCACGGGUCGGAAUAUCCGGGUUCGAGAUCCCGCCCGCUUCACUCGGGGUAUUCGACACAAUCAGCGUAGUAUUCUGGGUCCCGGUUUAUGACCGGGUCAUUGUCGAAGUGGCCAGACGGGUCACGGGUCAACAAAACGGGUUGACCCAGCUCCAACGGAUUGGGACUGGAUUAUUCAUUUCCAUCUUUAGCAUGGUUUGUGCUGGUGUUCUUGAAGUCGUUAGGCUACAGAUUGUAUCAAGAAACGAUUACUAUGAACUGGAUCGGAUUCCCAUGUCAAUUUUUUGGCAGGUGCCACAGUAUUUUUUAAUUGGGUGUGCUGAAGUGUUUACAUUUAUUGGGCAAUUGGAGUUUUUUUAUGAUCAAGCUCCUGAUUCUAUGAGAAGUUUGUGUGCGGCUCUUCAGUUAACAAUUACUGCACUUGGGAGCUAUGUGAGUGCUUUGCUUGUGACGAUUGUGACGAUUAUUAGUACACGGGGUGGUGGUGCGGGGUGGAUCACGGACAAUCUCAACUAUGGUCACCUUGAUUAUUUCUUCUGGCUUUUGGCUGGUUUAAGUUUCGUGAAUUUGGGAGUAUUUGUUGUGUUAGCGAGAAGGCAUACGUAUAGAAAACCUGCUGCAGCUGUUCGGUAAUGCUGGUGAGGAGCCAGAAACAUGCACCGGAAAGGUGUACAUAAGCAGAAUGGGUUGUAGAUAAGAUAACUAUCUUGCAGUUGUACUUUUCCGACUUUGCUUAUAGUUUAGUAGUUUGUACAAAGGACAUUGUUUGUAAUACCAUCCACCCAUUGUUUUGAAAACCGGGUGAGGCCACCGGUUUUUUCAGGCAUAAAAACCAUCUUUACACGACCCGGUGUAAGCCGGGCGGUUCAAAAGGAAACCGGGUUAAACCGCCUGAUCCAACCUCUUGAAACCUGGUUUCUGUAAAUUUUUAACUUUUCAACUUGGGCUCUCUCGAUAAUACAUAGUAGCAUCAAAUACAUGUUCUAUAUAGUGUCAAAUUUGGUAUAUAUCUAGCAUAGGUAAUUGAGUAUGUUGUUUGUCGUUUCUAAAAUAUUGUCUUUCUAAAAUAUUGUCUGUACAAGGAUCAUUGAUCCUAUAAAAUAAAGCAAAGUGAAAUAAGUG
This is a messenger RNA of Lactuca saligna, 2513 nucleotides long. The record is from the annotation of a GenBank genome assembly. Lineage: Eukaryota; Viridiplantae; Streptophyta; Magnoliopsida; Asterales; Asteraceae.